AUGAAAAGAAGUGCUGACAGAAGGAAACUGAUCGUGUCAUUGGGUAUCACGAAACUACUUGCAAUCGCAUAUUUCACAUCUUCCUGGAAUAUCUACAAUAACCGAGUCGACAAAAUCGAAAAAUGCCUCAGUGUGUUCCAAAGCAACGGCAGCUUGAAAAGUGACCUCAAGUGGGAAUUGCCACAUUGCAAACUCAAGAUUUUCCCGCAAAUAGACUCGGAAUCGUGUCUCAAGCGCAGAUUCGCAAAGAAUCUCAACAACAGGUUCUUCUUUUUCGGAGACUCGACCAUUCGGAUAAAGGCUUUGACCUUGGCAAAGUUCUUCAAUCUCACACGGGAUUGCAAGGAAAAUUGCGAAGACCUUAGACUGGUGUUGAAUAUACACUGGGAAGAUGCAGACUCAAACACAACCAUCGACUACCUUCUGAAUCCCUUCUUCAACCCCUACACAGAGCUUCCCGAAGGUGCACCAACUGUCCUGUUUGGAGGUGCAGCGUGGUUUUCCCGUCCACCAGAGCAUUUGACAUUCGUUCAAGGCCAUUACUUUGACCUGUUACAUCUUCCGAUACCAGUAAAACUUGGAAUACACAAAGCGAGACUUGACCGACUACUGAACCACCUCAUCACAUUCUGGAAAAUAGAGACCAUCAUCUGGAUUCUUCCGGAAACGAUGCUCGGCAAUUUGACACAGUAUAACGAGCAUAUUGACAUUUACAUUCAGCAAAGUCUUGAGGUGAUUUCAAAGUACCCGGACACGGUGAUCGUUUGGUCCAGUUGGAGGAUGUUCUUUGAUCAGUUGAAGAACGCAGAAGGACUCGGAAGUAUAAUGAGUGAUGAUGUUCACGUGAAGGACCAAUACGAGUUCCCCGGGAUGCAGCCGUUGCUGAAUUUCCUGUGCAACCCAGUUGAUGAAAAUCUUGAUUCGGAUUACUGCUGUCACAAAUCUGAUGUUUUCCUGAAAGAAGAGAAGAAAAAUCUUUGA
Notodromas monacha is the source of this 981-nucleotide messenger RNA. NCBI's taxonomy places the organism in Eukaryota, Metazoa, Arthropoda, Ostracoda, Podocopida, Cyprididae. The record is from the annotation of a GenBank genome assembly.